Protopterus annectens (West African lungfish) is the source of this 2340-nucleotide messenger RNA. RefSeq names its product DNA polymerase delta 3, accessory subunit (gene POLD3). Gene Ontology annotation, molecular function: DNA-directed DNA polymerase activity. The record is from RefSeq and is a predicted model, not a curated record. Gene Ontology annotation, cellular component: delta DNA polymerase complex; nucleus. The transcript has 12 exons. NCBI's taxonomy places the organism in Eukaryota, Metazoa, Chordata, Ceratodontiformes, Protopteridae. Gene Ontology annotation, biological process: DNA synthesis involved in UV-damage excision repair; DNA replication; nucleotide-excision repair, DNA gap filling. Bases 361 to 1800 code for a protein of 479 amino acids.
UAUUAUUUAUUAAGGGCAAUUCACCACCUUUUCUUCAGCAAUCACCAAUUUUAAGAUGGACAGACCUACAUUCGGAGUCUAGAUCAGGGACAGUUGAGAGGUCUGCCACAAAGAUGUACGCUUUCACAAAAAUGAACCGCAGUAAGCAAAGGAGUACUAUCACAGCCGCCAUAUUGACUCUUUAGUACUCUGUUUCUCUGGCGACAACCUCUAACCUUUGAACCAAAAGUAGCAACUUCAACCUGGUAUUCCCGCCAGGAGUGAUAGUAUACUUGAUCAUAUGCAAAAAUUAAGUGGUUUAGGAACGACUUGCUAUAAUCGGUUCUGUAUGGUGUGUUUUGCAUUGUGGAACAAUAUAUCAUGGACGAGUUGUAUCUUGAAAAUAUUGACGAAUUUGUAAACGAUCAGGACAGAAUUGUAACCUACAAAUGGCUAAGCCAUACACUGGGUGUGCAUGUAAACCAAGCAAAACAAAUGUUAUAUGAUUAUGUUGAGAAAAAACGAAAGGAAAAUUCUGCAUCUCAGCUCCAUGUUACAUAUUUGGUGUCUGGAAAACUUAUACAGAAUGGCGCUCCAUGCCACAAGGUCGCAGUAGUAAAAGAAGAUCAGUUAGAAGCUUUAAAGGGAAGUCUGGCUCUGACUGUGAGUGUUCACAUUUAUAGCGUACAGAAAACUUCCUUGAAAGAUAGUGGACCACUCUAUAUUGCAGAUUAUGACGCUGUGAAAAGCAACCUUUCAAACUGCAGCAAAUUCAGUGCUAUUCGAUGUUGUAAAGCUGUCCCUAGAACCUUGGAUGAAGUCUCACAAUUGAAGAAGCAGACAAAGACUACUGCAAAGACUGCAAAUGAAGCAAGUGCUGCAUGCGCAGCCACAGUUAAUGGAUAUACUCCACCAUCUACUAAGCAGGUGACACAGCAGCCAAAAGGAAUUUUGGCAAUGUUUGCUGCCAAGACUUCCCCUAAAACACAGGAACAGAACAAAGAUGUCAAAGCUGAGACCAAAGAAGAUGCUGUAGCCGUAUCUACUGUGAGCAGUAGCAAGCCAGUAAGCAAAAGCAACGCAAUGAGCAACUUUUUUGGGAAAGCUGCAAAAAGUAAGUCUAAAGCUGCUGUACUGCCCACAGAUGAACCCUUAAAAGAAGGUAAUGUAGAAGUUCACCUUGUUGCUUCUAAACCUGCCGUCUCCACAGAAGGUGAAAAAGAAAAAAAAUCCCUUGUUGAAGACGCAACUAAAACCACAAAGAAUUUAGAGACUGAUAAGCAAAAAACAGAUGAUAGAAGUUCCAAGACAAAGAGGAGAGAGGCAUUGGAUAGCGAAGAAGAGAUAGAUGACAAGCAAAGAAAGAAGAGAAGGAGAAUAAAGAAACCCCAGUCUGACAGCAGUGAAGAUGAAGCCAUCCCUGAUUCCCCUCCUGUCUCUCCUAAUAUCAGAGAUGUAAAAGCUCCUUCUGCAUCACCGGAAAAGCCUGUUAAAGAAGAGACCAGACCAGUUACUCCACCGGCAGAGCAUAUUCACGUGACAGCUGGUGUAAAGAGAAGAAAACGAAGGCGAGUUCUGAAAUCAAAAACAUUCGUAGAUGAUGAGGGUUGCAUAGUAACAGAAAAAGUGUAUGAGAGUGAGUCUUACUCAGAGGAUGAGGAUCCAUUUGUAGUUUCCAAGCAGCUGCCUAAACAAGGAGUUGCACAGAAGGCACCCCCAGCACCCACAAAGAAGGAAGCAAAGGAAACAUCAAAGAAAGGAGCAGCUACUGGAAAAGGUGUCAAACAGGCAUCUAUCAUGGGUUUCUUCCAGAAAAAAUAGCCUAGAAACAGAAGUGUUUAAGCUGAAGCUUGAACUGAAACUGUUAUGAUUCAGCGGUUUUCAUAAGUACAGAUUUAAUAUGUGUAAACUAAAAAAAAAUGCAUUCGCAAAGUAGAAUUACCUACUAUGUAAGUAAUUUGAGGACUCUACGAGUGUGUCUUGCACUCAUUUUUUUGGGGACAUUUUACAUGUAUUAGCCUAUAUUACAACAUCUCUGCAAUUCAUGUGGUAGACAAGUGGUGAAAGCAUAAUGCCAGAAGCAUGUUGAAUGUUCCAAGUGUUUUAAAACUAUAUGAAAAUGUGUGUAUAUGUGUGAUAUAUGUAUGCACAUGCCAGCACGCAGACACAUCCAUGUAAAUAGUAACAUACAGUGUAGUUAUAAUUGAGUGGAUGCAUUUUGUGCAGUCACCCAAGAAAUAGUUACAGUAUAAUUGUGUUGCCUAUAACGUUUUAUCUUGCUUAUUGAAUUGUCAAAUGUAAUUAAAUCAUUUGUUAAUUAAAAUGGUCUGUAUCUGUGGAUACAGACUGGUCAUUUCUAAA